AGUGGCCCAGUGCGCGUACCCACACGCGCAUGCGUCCCUGCACUGAGAGAAAAGCAGAACGUGUUGUAACAGAUAGAAAGCUUUCCAGUAAACCGUUAUAUCAGCCAGCAGACUUCAUGUCAGUCAGACCGACAGUAAACUACCCUGCGCGGGGUUUGUUUCCGCUACAUUGUUCAGAGGGAUGAGCUUCGAAGCUCAAGUCACAUUACCGCUUCUACCCGUGUGCGCGACACGCAGGCACAGGCAUAUUUCUGGUUUUCCCACGCAGCGAUUGUCACCAAAAGCAACGUGAAAUUGUUUGCAGCGUACUGUUGUACAGGCUCGCUCCACGGAUUAAGCCUCAUCUGUCGGGCAGCACUGCUGGGAGAAGCCCAGGCUCCUUACAUCUGCACCACUGAGGAUUUAAUCAUUGGAAAUGAAAAAGGGAAAAGGAUAACCUCAUGCAUGUGUAGACAUGAGAGGACCAAGGAACACGUGAAGAUGUCCCAGAAAGCAACUAAAACAUGGUGCCUUAGGCUUGUCCCAGUUCUCAUCUUCUUCAUCACCUUCGUCACAUACUACUGUUCCUAUACCAUACUUCAAAGCUAUGGCGGCACCAGCAAGUCUGUGAGCAGUAGCAAGUCGCCGUGUGGUGGUUGGCUAACCCAGAAGAAGUGGGAGAGCCUUAACUUUAACAUUAGCAGACGGACGCAGCUCUUUCUGAAAGUGGAGGAUUUCUUCUGGCAGGAGCAUCUGUCAAACCUGGCAUUGCCUUAUGGCAUUAAGGGCAGUGAGCUGCUGCUACUGAAAGUUCUUGCUGUAAUUGCAAAUUAUCAGUUGCCAGCUAACAUUGAAAACCUUGAAUGCAGAACCUGUGUAGUCAUAGGCAAUGGUUUUGCCAUUAAAAACAGCUCCUUGGGAAGCAUCAUCAACAAAUAUGAUGUGGUCAUUCGGUUGAAUGAUGCCCCAGUGAGAGGCUAUGAGGAAGACGUGGGGAACAAGACCACCAUGAGGUUCUUCUACCCCGAGUCGGCCUCUUACAACCCUGAACUGCACAACGAACCUGGCACGCUAAUGGUCCUGGUGCCUUUCAAGCAGCAAGAUCUACGGUGGCUCAAAGAAAUCCUCUAUAAUGAGAAGAGGGUCAGGAAAGGCUUUUGGAAGCCCCCUCCCCAAAUCUGGUUGGGUGACGUCAAUAAAAUCAGAGUGCUAGACCCACACUUUCUGCACCAGACUGCAGAGAGACUGCUGCGGAUCCCUCUGCACCCCAGGAGUAAACAGAAGCCAGUGCAUCCUACCACGGGUAUCCUCGCUGUGUUUGUUGCUCUCAACUACUGUGAUGUGGUCCACAUUGCUGGUUUUGGAUACCCCAACUCAAAGAGCCAGAGGCACCCUAUCCAUUACUAUGGAUAUGACACCAUGAAAUCUAUGAAGAAUUCCUACCAUGACCUCAAUCAUGAAGGAGAAGCCUUAAAAAGACUGGAGGAUUCAGGAGCCAUUUUGUACCUGCACCCACAUUUACGAUACACAUACUUUUCUGGUUUGAUUUAAUCCAAAAAAAUUAUUGUAUGCCAAAUCGUAUUUGAAUUUGGUGCGGGUCAUCCGACCCAAAUCAGAUCUUAAUGUGCCUUCUGCAGUGGGAUAAGACAUUUUGCUGGUGCAUUAUGUCAUCAUUUGGUGAUAUGGGUGUCACAGAUCGAGCUCUGAAGAAUGUGUAUCUCCCUGGCACCUUAUAUUCUGUAAAACUGACAGGCAUGAAAAGUGAUUUAACUGUUUUUUAAACAGCCUUCCUUCUAUUUGUCAAAUACAAUAACAUUGGUAACAUGGCUCAGCAUUUUGCUUAAUGUUUAAAGGUUUGGGACUUUAAUGGGUUUUGAAUCACGACUUAACUAACUUAAGUUAGUUUGCAGGACACUUACUAUUCAUGUGGUGACCCAGUUGUCUGUUUGCGAUAACCCAGUUCCAGUAAACAAAUUACAACAGAUUUUGGAUAAUUCCAAUGCUUUGAUGUUGCUUUUAGGGCCAUGUGUAGCUCAAAUGUGCUUUUUUUGGGGGGAGGGGGUGUUUAAGAUUCAUUUUCACUUUUAUUAAGUCUGAAUAUAAAAAUCUGUUUUACAGUAAACAGGUGCGUUAGAAUCUAUGGGGAUUUCACUUUCAAUGUAAUUUUGUUUAAAUGAAAGGAAAAUUGAUUGAUUUCAAACCUGAUUUACACAGCUGGAUUAAUUUAACUUUUCUUUUAGAUUUCUUGGACUGAAAAUACUACUUGUAUUUUGCUUUAAACUUAUUCUUUUUUUUUUCAGAAACAAUCCACUGGAUAUUUUGUUAUUGUACAGAAUGAAAUACAUUUUUAAUGAAGAGGAAAUCAAAAUGAAUUUCAUUUGAUUCUCAUUUAACAUCCAUAUAAUUCAUAUAUUUGUCAAUUUAUUUAUGCUCACAUGAAUUAUCGAACAGGCUCAUGUAUCUACUAUAUGGAAAUCACUACACUUGCAUUAGUUGACCUGAGUGAACCUGCACUGAGCUGUUUGGCAUUCAUUUUAAUAUCAGGGUUCACCACUAGAUGGCAGAGAGCCUCUAUUGCAUGCAUAUUAUACAUUAGGUUCGCUACUGCACUGCACAUGGUGCAAUCAUGCAGCAGCCCAUCUUAAAGUGCCUGGGAUAAUGGUAACAACAAACUAGCACAUGUGUUAGGGGACACAUGUACAGUAUGAACAUCUGGAAGACCAGAAAAUGUAUGCACAAUGCUCAUAAUUGACAUUGACUAACAUACAUUUGCUAGCAACAGAUGUUAAUGAUGGUUUCUACUCUCUGUACCCUCUUUUAGUGUUAACAUGAAUGGAGUUGUGCCCUUGGCAUUUAUGAAGUAAGCUUAUUCAUAUGCUGGUACAUCAGCAGUUCAUCAACUGAGAUCAGAAUAUCAGGGUGACAGUAGACAUUUGUUGUGCUUUCAAUCAUAGGGGUGUACAGUAAAUGCUGUAAUAAUACUACUGCUACAGCAAUUACUACUAGGCUACUACUAAUAAUACUAGCUUACGUAAUAUGCCACACUCCCGAUAUUCUGGUGUGUGACUGUGUUCUUUUAUUUACGGUAAAAUCUCAAGUGAUGCACACUUGAGUGCAGUGUUGUAUUUUUUUGAAUAAUGAUGUAGAUGUUCUCCUCAAGGUCAGACUAUAAGAAAGGUACCUUUGUACUGUAAGUAAGAUGUACUGUGCCAGCUUCUGCUGGUAUACUAGCAGAACUCAUGGCACAGCUAUGAAGGGAUGUUUUUACUACCAAGUACUAAGACUGCUAUUGUAGAUUAGCUCAGCUGUGUGUGUUCUGUCCUGCCUAAAUCUGUGUGUUUUGCCUGCAUAUUGCUGAUACAGAGGGCUAUCCUGUUUGCAGCAGGGUAAAGACCACAAUCAUACGCCUACCCUCAUAUUCAGUUCACUAGAACUGUCAAUUGUUGGUGCUAAUGGAUUUUAUUGCCACUGAAAUCCAGUCAGACAGAAAACAAAACAUCCUUUUCAGCACAUUUAAAGCUCAUCAUUUCAGUUUUGAGAACCAUCCAUUAUGUUUGGAGGGGGUAUUGUCUCACACUGUAAGACCAUCCUUUUUCACCCCGUCCUCAUGCAUUCAAACAUGUUUAAAAUGCCACAUAAGCACAACUUCCACAUUGUUCCACAGGUUUGUGCUCUGAUAUAUGAACACAAUGUAAAUGUUCAUUAGGGGUGAAAUUAGAUUAUUGAUAUGCAUUUGUUUUCCCAACAACACAGAGGAAGUUAAAGAAAGAGCCCUAUCAUGUCAUGCUUGAUGGGCUGUGUUCACUUCCCUUACACAACAGGGAGUUACAUAAUUGAACAGGAUUUGUGUGAGUCUGCGGGCUGUUUAUAUGACAACUGAAAAUCAGGUCAGAAUCUAUUGUACUGUAAGCAAACCUUUGAACCCCCAAGUUCAGAGUGUGCUUCAGUAUGCUACAGAAGGAACACGUUAUGUACAGUGCUGUUAACCAAAACAUCUUUACGGUACAGUGAGUGUAGGUCUAUAUGUAUUUUUAGCCUGGGUAGCGCCUGUGCGAAUUAAACUUUUAACCCUGGCACUGAUCACACCGUGGUGCACCAACUGAGCCCUACAAGCCCAAUUUUGCAUGUUAUGGUGUACCAAAUGAGCCCAUGGCUGCACUAAACAAUACGAUUCAUUUGAAAUGCAUAGCUUUGAACUUUCAGGCAGAACCCCAGUACACUAUGACCCUGAAUGCUUUGGUUGUAAUUUUAGAACUCAGAAAUUUAAUAGAAAAACACAUGGUCCGUGAUGAUUGCUGUGCCACUGUGUAAGUGCAGCCUCAUGCAGGCAGAAGCUCUGCCCGUGUGAUCGUUACAGUAUAUCUCAUUACACCAUCUGCUUUCUGCACAGUGCUCUCAGCCUGCCAGUGCAACAUCUUACUUUAAAACAGUUGUUUUCUACUUCGAUGUCAUGACCCUCUGAUAGAUGACACGAUGUUGCAGACUCUGCACAUCAAUGUGGUGAUACUAUAUCUAAUACAUGUUUGUAUUUAUUUUUAUAACAUGUUGAAAAAUUAAAAUGCAUUGAAAGUGAGGGGAAAAAAACCCCACAUCUCUUAUGCAGGUGAGUGGGAUCAGGAGCUGGAACACUCGAGUCAUUCGAGUCGUUGACCUGAUGAUGUCAGGUACACAACGAUCUAGUCAAGACACCUUUUUCUCAGCAUUGUUAAAAAAAAGGGAAAAAAAAGAAAUGAAAAGACACUAUGUAGCUCCCCGGUGUGUCAGCAAGGAACCCAGCGGACAGUUUGUGUGGGAAGAGGCAGAAAACGUACAGUAUUGUAUGUAGCCAGCUACCUAGAGAGAGGGCAUCUGGCUUGGCUCACUGAUAACUCCCCCACAGCCCAGAGAGCUGCCAUGAGUCAGGUGCUCAUGCAAACACAACUACCAUGGGAACUGGGAGAAUGAGUAGGAAAUAAGAAGAGUGAGGGAGUAAAAAAAAAAAAAAAUAAGCCGCUUUUCUCCAGUGUGAGUUUUGCUAGUUCUGCUUUUUCCUUCAUAAAGCUUCUUUCCCUGACUCUCAAGUGGGUGCUGCCUCCAUGUGACAUUGGAUUUUCAGUAUGAUUUCCAUCCAUUCCUCCCUACAGAGAACCUUUGGGCUGAAAAAAAGCAGCAUGUAAUGCACAGUUUUCUUCUGUAACUGAAGAGGACGUCUGUCAAAAAUAGAAACCAACUGAAAAAAGCCCCAGAAUAAUUCAUAACACUUUAUGCUAAGUGGUUCCACGUAUCUGUUGCAGAGCCCAAAAGGUCAGCCAACUCAGCUGAUUUAAAGGCUAACGCGGCAUCAUUGUUUCCUCGCAGGCAGCCAAAGGAACAUUUUAUGUUAGCUCAGUAUUUGUUUUUGCUGUGAACUCAUUAAAAUGACACACCAUUGUGCUUUCAGUGUAAAUAGGCUGCUGAGAUGUAAAUUUGGGUUUGAAUGAUUAGAGCUCUGGACUUACAGUAAAAUAAAAAUGCUUGUGCUUUAAAUUUGGGCAACAUGAAAACACAGAUGUACAUACAUUUGCACCUGAUAUACUUGCUACUCAAAUAGUAAUCUAAUACCUACAGCUCUUUCAGAGAUGACCAGUUGGGCCCAAUAAAUAUGUGCCUACUUUUCUCAAGUGGCCCAUAGCUAACCAAAAGGUGGCAUAUAUUACAUACCACACAGCUUCAGAAUAGACAAUGAUUUAUUCACAACAACUAAAUAACUGCACACUUGUUACUACUGCAAACUUUUCCCAAGAACCUGCAUCAUAUAUUUGUGCAGUGGUGUGGCCAACAAAAUGAGCAUGUAUGCAGAGCCAAUUAUCUUCAGUAUUUUGGAAAAAUUCUAAACAAUUUUAUGAUCAUCCAUACCUAACAGCAGAAACCAGCGCUUAAAUCAGUUCUUUUUUAUUCAGUUCAUUGAUUUUCUUUAUUCAGCCACAGGGUUAUAGACCCAAGGAUUAAAUACAUAUGUUUUUCAUUAAAUUUAAGUCAAGUCUUACUGAUUCAGGUCCAAAUGUUAAGUCUACAGCUCUGGUAGAAACAUGGGAUAAGACAUGACUUAAGCAACAAUGAAUGAAUAUGCAAUAAUUUGUCUGAUGGCAGUGACACAAGCAGAUGAUAUAGUCUGAGCCCCAACCAUCUCAGAAUAUGGGUUGGAGGUUAGAAAAUAGAUUGAGCUGUUUUCCUAACCACAGAAGUAGCCCCUUUCUCAAUGACCUGCAGAUGCAGUACGGAAUACAAAUUACACUGUAUAUGUUUUAUGUGUGUUUGGCUGUGCUGAUUUGUUCUGGCUCUAUGUGCAGAUUUCCACGUUGUUUGUAUUGCUAAGCCAUAUAAGACGGUUAUCCUACUCUACACAUGGAGUGUGACUUGACAAUCCUGUCCUCCCUCUGUUGUGCCAAAGUGGGUGGAGUUUUAUCCUGGCACCACUCUGUCUGUCAGUCUGUUGGUACAUCUGUCUGCUUGUCCUCUAGGACGGGUUGUCUGGACGUGGCAGUGUGUACUGUUCCUCUAUAACACAAGACCCAGUAUUUUAUUUUAUUUUGUGUCACUGGAGAUGGUAAAGGACGUCAAACAUGCUGUAUGACCUAAAUGCAGUACCAGGCAACUUCACACUACAGUGGCAAAGUGGAUGUACAGGCAGGUGUGUGUGUAUGUUUGUGGGGUGUGGGCAUAGAGUCCAUGUCCCCUAGAAUGAUGAACAGGACUAGAGACAAAGAAACAAAAAUCUAACUCACGGCAUGAACAGACUCCAAAGCGGAAUAAGGCCUUCAUUGUUAAAGCCCCUGAAAACUUUUCAAAUCUUGACUAUAUCUCUAUAACACUAAAUAUUCAUGACUAAAUAAUCAACAAAGUUCAGGAGAAAAAACAAAACACACAAGGCAACUCAAAACUCAACUAAUCUGCUUCACCAGGAUGGUGUAGGUGCUUUGAUCAGAUUUAACUGACAAUAUAAGGUUGUGUGACAAGUUAAAAGAUAAUAUACUCAAUCUGUUUCAAGUUAAAAACUGAGUAAAAGUAAAUUCAUGGUCUGUAAUAAGGUUAAAAAGAUACAUUCAUGAAUAGCUCAUAAGAGCUGACUAAAACCAUGAAAUUGUUUAAAGAGAUAAAAUGUUAUUUACUUCACAUUGUUUACUUUAUCCUUUAUUAUUUAAUUUAAGCUGUAAUAGAGCUAUCAGUGAUCUGCUAGCCUGAGAUUGAUUGCUCCUGUCUCCACCCACAUACCUAGGGGAAAUCACAUUCUCACUGAGGAAACACCACCCUAUCACUCUUGUGAUUAUUUCUCACCCUUUUCACCUAUUUUGUUGGUAUUUUACACUGUUAAAGUGGUUGUAAUAAUUUGCUAAUAUGUUUUGAGUGUCAAAAGACACUUGUGAACAAUCCAAGUGGCAAGUGCACUUGUCAUUUUGUGUCAGUUGUGAAUUCACAUUUAAGGGCUGGUCCCAGCAGAAAGUAAUACUGGCGAGCUAACCGCUAACUUACUGCUAAGUUGGUUGGGCUAGUGCUAGUCAGUCACAAUGGCAAAGAUUCUUCUUCUCUAUUUUCUUUUUACUGUUCUGUUUACGCCACCUGGCAUUUUGUUCACCAUUGUACACCUUUUUGUUGUUAUUAAAGAUGGAAAAUAAGGUUGCUAACGGUUAGCUUACAUCGGUCGCUAAUGGGACUAUAAGUUUAUUCAAAACUCCUCUCUCAUAACUGUCUGCGUUCAGAUUUUGAUUCAAAUGUUGCUCAGUGCGGAUUGGUGCAUGGAAAUAGGGGACAUCCUGUUUUUCAACUCAGCCCUGCCCACUUCAAACCAGUGAGAAGAGUGCAGAGAAAUUAAGAAAUCUCUCAUAUGAAGCAAUCAAAACUGUUCAGACUUUGGCAGAAAUGUUGUGCUCAUGUAGGCACCCAUCGCACAUAGUAAGAAGCUAAUUGAGAAAAUAGGUUUUCAGAGUUUUCAAGUAUAUUUCACCACAUGUAAGGACAAAUUUCUUUCUCUUCACAACAGUGUAACAUACCGAUUGACAGAGUGUAAAGUGCACAAAUGAGUGGGAGUGGGUAGUACUGUUAACCAUACAGAUGAAAGCAAAACAAACAAUCAAUGAAUGAAGAAAUGAAUGAAUGAGUUGUAAGGAGUGCAGAAAACCUUUGACUUAGCUGUAAAUAUUAAGUUUUAUUAGGGCGAUAUGGGAUUUGAUUGCCAUGGUCUGAAUAUACCUAUUUAUUUGUACAAUUUUUAUUGUUUGUUGCCAGAUCUUAAUAAUGUGGUCACUGGAGCUAGGGCAAUACUGGGGCUUGGGCAACCUUAUAUAACUUUUAGAUGAAGACUUCCUCUAUGCAGUAAAGAGACAGCCUUUUUACCCCCAAUGAAACCAGACAUACAUGUAAGAGUAGAGAAUCCAAGACAUCAACUAUAAUAGUGCAUCCAAUGUUUAGACUUUCAACCUCCACAAUAGUCAAUAAAAUAACACAAGAGCUACUGGAGCACAUUAUGAGCUAACUUAUUGCAGGACAGAUGCUACCUCCUCCUCACUCUGGAAACAGAGAGAUAGAUAAUGUUCAAUUUGCACUCAUUAUUAAUUAUAUAUAAAGAUAUAUUUAUCUAUCAUAUCUAGUUUUACACAAUACCACUGCUCAUUACAGCUCAUCACAUCAGACAGCAGAACAGCUAUCAUAAAUCUCACCAUAGGCAAGCACAUUUUCAGAGAAAUUGCACCUUAUUCACCUCAUUCCUGAAUAUUUAUUUUCUUUUACCACUGAAUAGUUUUUCUAUUUGUACUACAUUUACACGUGACUGAUAUGGUGACACCAGCAGGGUACAACAGAGACAGUCCCUUAUGUUUCUUGUUCCUUUAUGGCACACAAAGAGUAUUUGUUCUGACACAUGGGAGCGCUUCACUCAUCAGAUUGUGUUGACUGUAAAUCCGGACGAAUGUUUGCAGAAGAGUGAUGAUGGGCUCUGCCAUGCUACGCAGGAUCUUACUGUUAUUGUUAUAUACAGAUAAAUAAAAGUCUGUGUGCAUGCAAAUAUUGUCAGCUUGAGGCAAACAUUGUUUUUUUUCAUCUUUCUUUGCCUCUGCCUCUCUCUUUCUCUCUGAAAUAGAUUCAGAGCUGCUAUGUAUAAUUGCGCGGCAUAUUGCACUCUUAUGGGAAAAUGUUUUUUUUUUGCUUGUAAUGUGCCCUUACAUAAUAGUGUGUUGUCACUUUUUCAAUAUCCAAUCAACUUUUUUGGAGUAAGCUGAAGCUUUUUGUACCUGUCAACCACCUCUCGAUGUGGUAAUGCCCACCCACGUUAUCAAGAGGUCAAUUCUCUCUUUCUCCCUCUCCCUGUCUGCUCGUAAUACAGAGGCUUGGGUAAUGACCAUACAAAACAAUGUAAAACUACUGCCAGAAGUGGAUGGUUUCAUAAUGCCUCAGAAUUAUUUUUUUCCUGUCUAAAUGAUAUUCAUAAGUGAAUACUCUGAGUAGGACAAAAGAGCUCCAAAAUCCACUCGUCAGCACAGUCACAGUAAUGGGAGUGUCUAUUUUGUAUACAGGUUUUGUGCAGUUUUUGUGAUUGACAGUACAAAUAUCACAAGAACACUUUUGUUGUCUUAUUUUAAAUGAACUCUUGCGCUUUCAGAUGACACAAUGGGCAAAUUACAUUAGAAAAAGAGUGAAUAAAGAGGUCAUACCAUGCCUCAGAAAGCAUAGAUUUCAAAUUCAUAAUACCAAAAUAUGCUGUAUGCCUUAUUCUGUUGAGCAACCAAGAUUUCUGUAGACUAUUUUUUUUCAUUUUCAUCACAGCCACUGUCUCUACGUUUAUUUUCCAUAUUCCUGUCUCAGAUUUGCCAUAAGCACAUGGAGAACAAGGCUCUCACUGUACUGUAAGCUCAGUUUCUGCCAUCUGGGGAUACCUUGAGUGAUUCAAGCCUUCUUCUCCCUGAGCCCUUAAAUGACAGUGACAGAUGAUGCUGUCAUUAGAAGCAGUGAAGCUCAUCUACUGGUCCUAUUUGCUGAUUUCUGUGAACUGAAUCCCUUUUUUUAGCCUGCUCCAUAAAAGGCACAGGCAGUAAAGAAAUGUUUGCACCCUGUAGACCUCACUAAGUUAAUAAGAUUGAAGAUCUCUAAUGUAAUGCAAUGUGUUGUGCCCCAUGUAACCAUGACCGGCAGCAUAGCAACAAUAAAUCGUGUUGUGUCUACAAACCA
Messenger RNA from Siniperca chuatsi (mandarin fish), 10155 nucleotides. RefSeq names its product ST3 beta-galactoside alpha-2,3-sialyltransferase 4 (gene st3gal4). The coding region runs from base 445 to 1530 and encodes 361 amino acids. The record is from RefSeq and is a predicted model, not a curated record. Gene Ontology annotation, molecular function: sialyltransferase activity. NCBI's taxonomy places the organism in Eukaryota, Metazoa, Chordata, Actinopteri, Centrarchiformes, Sinipercidae. The transcript has 12 exons. Gene Ontology annotation, biological process: glycolipid biosynthetic process.